Cavenderia fasciculata is the source of this 957-nucleotide messenger RNA. RefSeq lists its product as uncharacterized. The transcript has a single exon. Gene Ontology annotation, molecular function: biotin transmembrane transporter activity. NCBI's taxonomy places the organism in Eukaryota, Evosea, Eumycetozoa, Acytosteliales, Cavenderiaceae. The record is from RefSeq and is a predicted model, not a curated record. Gene Ontology annotation, biological process: biotin transport. Bases 1 to 957 code for a protein of 318 amino acids. Gene Ontology annotation, cellular component: plasma membrane.
AUGGAGUUACAAAUACUUGUACCACUUAUUACAUACUCUGCAGAGACAUUGUCUGGUAGAAUAUUAGAGUUUGAAGAAUCAACAGUUGAAGAUGCAUCAACCAUCACUACAGUAUCAUCACUUAAAAAGAGAAUAUCUAGCAAGUACAAUGGUGAUGGUGAAGUUGGAGAUGACAGCCAAUUCUAUCUUGUACAUUCAUCAAGUGGAAAGAAAUUAAAAGAUGAAGAGUUACUUAAACAAUCUUUAACCUCGACCAACUCUAAUAAUAAUGAUGAUGAUAGUAGUAAUAAGUUUAGAAUUCGUAGAUACCAUUAUAGUUGUUUUGUAGAACACUGGAUUGGAAUCUAUCAAUUGACAACUUUGUGGAGAUGGGUUGCACGUGUCAGUACUGUUAUCGUGUGCAGUUUGUUUAUUGCAUCGUUGUCACAGAUAUCAUUCUUUCUACCGCAUGCAACGACUAUCCCAGUUACAUUCCAAACACUUGCUAUCUUUUUAGUUGCGUCACUUGCCGGGUGGAGGAUGGGUACUCUGUCAGUACUAUUGUAUCUAUUGGAAGGUUUGAUGGGUGCACCCUUCUUUACACGUCAAUCCGGUGGUUACAAGGUGCUGUACGGUCCUAGCUCAGGCUACCUCUACGGGUUUGUCGUUGCAGCCUUUAUCGUCGGGUUCCUUGCCGAGCGUGGUAACGACCGUGUCUACCUCUUCCACUACAAGUCGUCACUCAUCUCCAUGAUCGUUGCCAAUGUAUCAAUCUAUAUAGUCGGACUGCCCGUGCUUGCCAAGCACAUUGGAUGGGAGCUCGCAUUCACCAAGGGUCUCGUCCCCUUCCUCGCCGGUGACGCUCUUAAAAUCAUCGUCGCUACCCUCCUCGUCCCAUCCAUUUGGAAGUUAUCUGCCUUCCUCUCAAACAAAACAUUUACUUUUAAAGCUGGUUUAAAUUUAUUUAUUAAUCAAUAA